Molecule: messenger RNA, 3075 nt
Organism: Oncorhynchus mykiss (rainbow trout)
Lineage: Eukaryota; Metazoa; Chordata; Actinopteri; Salmoniformes; Salmonidae
Product: transcription factor LBX1-like
Biological process (GO): regulation of transcription by RNA polymerase II
Cellular component (GO): nucleus
Molecular function (GO): sequence-specific double-stranded DNA binding; DNA-binding transcription factor activity, RNA polymerase II-specific
Source: RefSeq, a predicted model, not a curated record
AGGGAGAGAAAGUGAGCGGGAGAACGAGUGGGGGAGAAAGAGAUCAAUUGUUAGUCGUGGCCAAUUGCGACUGUUUUGUUGGGCAUCACUGUCCACGGGAUGGUUUCAUGUUGUGGCUCGUGCGUCACCCCGGAACCGUGGAAAGGAAAAGUGGGAAUGUAACUGGACUCAAAGUCUCCCUACCCUGCGGCAAAGCGACCAAGAUGCGGUUGCAGAAGCACCUGUGAUCGGAUUUCCCACAACUUUUAAUUUAGGCAUAAUUAUUUUGAAGUAUAACCAGAGCAUAAACAACUCUCCGAAGUGUCACCUGAUAAGCUACUAUGACCUCCAAAGAGCCCACGGUUAUGCAGGACCGGAGACGCAGUGCGCUGAACCAGCUCCCGCCGCCGGCCAUCUCCAGCAAGCCCCUGACGCCGUUCAGUAUAGAGGACAUCCUGAACAAGCCCUCGGUGAAGAGAAGUUACUCCAGCUGCGGGACGGCGCACAUGCUCUCCUGCAGCGAGAAGCUGUCCUCUUCGGGUCACAGUCUGUGCAGCCGUGCCUUUUUCACCCAAACCUCCCCACUCUGCGCUCUGGAGGAGCUAGCCAGCAAAACCUUCAAAGGCCUCGAAGUCAGUGUUCUUCAAGCGGCAGAAGGGCGAGACGGCACGACACUAUUCGGUUCGCGGAAUAACCCCAAAAAGCGCCGGAAGUCUCGCACGGCCUUCACCAACCACCAGAUCUACGAGUUGGAGAAGCGAUUCUUGUACCAGAAGUACCUGAGUCCAGCUGACCGUGACCAGAUAGCACAGCAGCUCGGCCUCACCAAUGCACAGGUCAUCACCUGGUUCCAAAACCGGCGCGCUAAACUCAAACGCGACCUGGAGGAGAUGAAGGCGGACGUGGAGUCGGCCAAAGCCGUGGGCACAGUGUCUUUCGAGAAAAUGGCCAAACUAGCCGAGCUGGAGAAAUGCGCAGCUAACGGCGCGCUGGGCCCUAACAGAGCCGAGUCACCUUCGCUAUUGAACCAUGAGCAUGACACAUCUAACAAACUAUUAUUGUCCUCGCCUUCAUCGCCAUAUACAGACCAUGCUAGCAGUAAGGGCUGCUCCGACGAUGAGGAGAUUGACGUGGAUGACUGAGGAUUUUACCUUUGUAUCUAUCUCCCUCUUACCACGACGAAAGUGCCAUUAAUGCACCACAUGUACUCAUGAGGCUUUUAUGAAGAACACUCAGCAUCGCAUGAACUGUGUCAUCUGCAACGACAGACGCGGGCAGCUGUUGUAUUCAUCCAUUCAUUUAACCAACGUGGAAUAGUUUAAAGAAAAGCAAUAUGUACACUUAACCUAUCCACAAAUUAUCUGUCCACACACACACACACACACACACACACAGACAGUCUUACCAUUACGGGCUAAUAACACUAGCUAGUAACUCAACCUAUGAAUUAUUUGAAUGCAUGUUUUAUUUUAAACGACUGUAAUGGUUUGAAUAUUAUAGGGACAUUCAUAUUGAAAUACACAAAACAUACUGUAUGUUAGGCUGUGUGUGUGUGUUAUAACUAGGCCUACAUAUGUCAAACGUUUGAUAACGAUGGGAAUACAUUUUCUAAAAUAAUAAUCAAAGAUAAAUCAUAUUUCACCUGGUUGCUUGCAAUAUCAGUCACAUUUGAAUAUAUUUAUAAUGGUUUGUAUACCUGUAAGUGCCUUUUAAUGCCAGAACAUCAUUUACAACCUAAUGUAGGCAUAUGAAGUGUAAUGUAUUCCAAAAUAAAACGUUUCGUUUCUCACUAUUCCCAUUCAUUUUAUUGAAGAACAGGCCUAAAUAGCAUGAAAUGCUUUUGGGACCAUUGUUAGUUUAAUUCCAGCUCUUAUUGCAAUCAGCAUUCUAUAUUAUAAUGACAUAUUUUAGUUGUUUCCAAAUAUUUGCUCACAUUCCGGUCCAAUAUUAAAUUAACAUGCACCUCGAGGCAAAAUAUCAUUUUUCUUUCACAUUGAAAAUACAUUGAACACAAUGAAAACCUGCUUUCUGACCCGGCAAAGUGUGUUUUCAUUUCCUCAAUAGAAUUGUUGUGAGAAACGCCAAUCUGGAGCACAGAGGCCAUAAAGGAGGCACAAAAACGUCGAGUUCUGGGCCAGCUUCUCCAGGCUGUUUGUGAGUUUUUCACUCACUCUCUACGUAGAAGCGUGAAACCGGCGGACAAAUGAGUACUGCUCCCCGGUGUGACAGCGGCAAUGGGGCAAGGGCGAACUCCAGCCGCGCGCAAUACGGAGACAAGCGUGUCCCAUUCCACAUAAAAGGACACAAACGAUUGGAGGCCAUAUGGUUUCUGAGGUUUCCUCACAAUUCCAGUCAAUUUGAUGGAUUGAUUAAACCCUCCUUUUUUUUGCUACAAAGGCUGUAAUGCAUACAUAGUUCCUCUGAGGGCAUCUGGGCUCAUCAUAGCUAUCACUGUCGACCCUUUUUUUACUCGCGCGUCUUUAACAAGUCUAUGCAUCACAAUUGAAGUCUCAUUCUGGAGAGGGGUCUGGUCUGUGCUUUGUGUUUGUGUGAGGAGCUAGAAAUAAUACGUUUGGCUUUUUGGGCGAUAGAUCUUCCAUCAGUUCAUCUUGUGGCCUGGGUGUUUUUCAUGCUAAGUAGGGAAGUCCCAUGUUUAAACGGUGACAUUUGUGCGAUUGGUAGAGAGCUUUGUUUUCGUUUUGUGUUCUUCUGUUAGCUACCUUUCUUUGUCUAUGACCUUUUUUUAUGAAGUUGAGAGCCUAAUAAUCUGAACCCAAGAUGUUAAUAAUUUAUUAUGGAGUUAGAUUUAAUAUAGAUACAUAACGCACUAGGCCUAAUAGAAAACUCGCCUUUGAAGUUGAGAAUCGAGGAUAAUUCUUCAACCAAUUUUAUUAAAAACUAUUAUCUAGGAUGCCUACUAUAAAUGUAUUGUUUUCAGUUAGGCCUAGUUUAAUGAAAGCCUCAUUGCAUUCAAUCCACAUAAUUAUUAUUAGGCUGUCGUCAUAAUAAUAAUAAUACUUAUCAUCAUUAUUAUUAUUUGUAUUCAUUAUUAUUAUUAUUAGUAGUAGUAGUAAUUGUAGUAGUAGUAAUUGUAGU